Messenger RNA from Triticum aestivum (bread wheat), 2120 nucleotides. Its product is annotated as mitogen-activated protein kinase kinase kinase ANP1-like. The transcript has 10 exons. The record is from RefSeq and is a predicted model, not a curated record. Bases 619 to 1320 code for a protein of 233 amino acids. Gene Ontology annotation, molecular function: protein kinase activity; ATP binding. Gene Ontology annotation, biological process: protein phosphorylation. NCBI's taxonomy places the organism in Eukaryota, Viridiplantae, Streptophyta, Magnoliopsida, Poales, Poaceae.
CCGUCCCACUCGCCUCCCCCUCCUCGUCGCCCUCCUCUCUCUCUCGCUAACCCCUCUCUCUCUCCAUCGCGCCGGCCGGUUCCGGCCAGCUCUGGCCCGCGCGUCUCCCCCGCGACCCCCGCCUCCUCUCCUGUCGCCGCUGCCGCAGAAGCUCGCCGCCGAUGCCGGUGACCUAGCCCGCGCGUCUCCCCCGCGACCCCCGCCUCCUCUCCUGCCGCCGCCGCCGCCGGAGAAGCUCGCCUCUGCGCCCACAAGCCUCGGAUUCGGCGGGAUCCGGACGAGGAGGGGUGGAUGAGACGGGGGAGGAGGAGGAGGAGAGAGUGGGGGCGUCUGGGGAGGAAUAUCCCCGCCGCCUCCUCCGCUCCUGCCUCCACAAGUCAGGGGGAUGGGGCUGCUCGGGCUCAGCCUGUGGGAUGUCGACCGGACCGGCAGCGAUGGAGGAGAAGGGCCGGGCAGGUGCGUGCAGGCGGGAGAAGCUGGGGGCGCUCGUCGGUUGGGGAGAUGGCGACCACCUGAGCUUCUCCGAUUGACCUAGACAGGGCCACGACAGCAUAAGCAAGGGGUGGGGGCGAGCAACCCUCUGAAGCCACGCAUGUCUACAGAAGAAGAAUUUUGAGAAUGAGAUUGAUAAAGAUGAACAAGACCAGCCGCUUUGUCACAAGCAUGGCAGCCUGCUCAACUAUCUCCACUGCCUGCAUACAGCUGUUUCAGAACAGCGCCGACCAACCCAGGUUUAUGUUUCCUUUCCAAGGGCGUUCGAAUAUAAUUACCAUCCAUCGAUUACAGAUGUUACCAGUACUAAGUGUGUGCCUUAUUAGUUUGUUCUUUAUUACAGAGUUUGGUUGUAGAAGAACGAAACGAAGCACACAUCAGGAAGUCAUGCUCUUUCCAACAACAACAGCAAAAGCGCAUAUAAGAGAACUUGAGGAAGAAGUGAAGCUCCUCAAGAACCUUUCGCACCCCAAUAUUGUGAGGUACCUCGGGACUGUCCGUGAGGAAGACACACUGAAUAUCCUGCUGGAGUUUGUUCCUGGAGGGUCUAUCCAGUCGCUUCUUGGAAAACUCGGUUCAUUCCCGGAGGCAGUCGUUAGGAAGUAUACUAGGCAGAUUUUGCAAGGGUUGGAAUAUCUGCAUAGCAAUGCAAUAAUACAUAGAGACAUUAAGGGUGCAAACAUUCUUGUUGAUAACAAAGGCUGCAUUAAGCUUGCCAAUUUUGGGGCAUCUAAGCAAGUUGCCAAGUUGGGUCUGAUGAAUAAAGGUGCAGGACACCUCAGAACCGCCUAUGUUUGUGACAGUGCACUGGGGCUCAAGCGACAAUGAGCAGGUGGGAGGAUCGUUCAGCUGACCAAGUGCAGUAUGACGGUGAUCUCUGAACAGUUGCAAGGAGGCUAAUAACAUGUUAGCUCCUCUUAAUAUCUUGGUUGAUGCCAUCUGUCAGAUUUAGCCCACCGAGUCCCUAUUUUGCAUUUACUUUGCUUCUCUAAAGUUCUCUUCGUGCUGCAAGGAAGACGUGAGGGUUAGUUGCAUUCCUGCUGCCUUGCUUGAGAUGAAUCCAUUUGGUUCUUUUGCCUUUCAAUUCUGUAACACACCAUCGUAUCUAUUGGUAGGUGUCAUUCUGCUUCUCCUUGCAUGUCUAUUUGUGCGCUUGGGUUGCAGAUCAGGUUACUGACACAUGGGAUCGUACAGUUAUUCUAUUACUCAGGGCCCACCCUGGUGGUCAUUAUAUCCCUGGGUUAAGCAAGCUGAGCAGGUUAUGCAAGCUACUGUGUAAAAUGCGCAUGCAUCACUGCCUAAAAAAGGGUCCAGACAGCAACGACAAGUGCUUACUAUGCUCCAUUAAAGCAGCUAAGAAGAUAAUUUAGUUUGGGUGAAUUUAUUAAUUUAUUAAUUAGCUUGAAGAAGAAAAAUAUUUCAGAACGGUGCGGUCAUAGAGUUAUGUUCAGUUUGGUGCUUUGGGUCAUUCUGGAUAAGUGAUUGGGUAGCGGUUGCUGUUUACUCGCAAGGGAUGGAUUGGUGUAAGUGAGUUUAUGAAAGCCUACUGGAACUGUUUGUGGAAGUAGUUGUAUGAACAUGUUGUGUGCAACUGAACUGAUCUGAUUGCUUAUCUUUGGAAAUCUUCA